Rotaria sp. Silwood2 is the source of this 662-nucleotide messenger RNA. The record is from the annotation of a GenBank genome assembly. NCBI's taxonomy places the organism in Eukaryota, Metazoa, Rotifera, Eurotatoria, Philodinida, Philodinidae.
AUAUUAGCAACGAAUUUUGUUGUGAUUUUUUGCAUCAAUGUUUAUCAUCAAAUUCUGAUCUCUCUUCUAAUUUAAUUCAAUCGUGUAAUAUAACUCUUCAUCGUUUAUAUAUUCGACUUAAUCAUGCACGUUUUCUUGAAAGUCUCAUUGAAUAUAUCCCCAAUCUCGAACAAAUAUCGGUGGAAUUCGAUGGUUCAUUACAAAUUGAUACAUUAUGGAAAUCAAACAUAGAAGCAUUGAAACAAUCAAAUGAAAAUUGGUUCAAUAAAAUACCAAAACUACAAUGUUUUAGUUUAAAAAGUUUUAUUGAUAAUGAUUUGGAAUUUAUUUAUUUGAAAUGGCUUCUUAAUAAUUUAAAUUAUGUUAAAAAACUUCAAGUUCAUAUUAAAAGUUUUCGACCAGAUUAUAAGAGACACUACGAUGAUCGUUUACUUCUACAAUGGCUAAAGUCUUUACAAACAUCUGAAUCGAUUGCUCAACAUGUGAUCGUUUUUGAACAAGAUCUUUGGCAAUUGACAGAUAAAUUAAAAGAUUUUACUUUUCUUGAUAUUUAUGGUGAAAUUCAUUACACAAAAGUAGAACCUUAUCGUUUAAUGGCUCAAGCUCGUUUUCCACAUAGUCGAGUAGAUGUUGACGUAUCAAGAUUUCGUCUAUGGCUUUAA